CUUUGACCCUUUCCUGCAGAUGUUUCGGAUAUGGCGGUCAUCUCUAGCGUGUUUCGCAGUGGUCUCUUCAAGGAUCGCGUGGCUAUAGUGACCGGAGGAGGAACGGGCAUCGGACAGGCUAUAGCUCUGGAACUUCUGUACCUAGGCUGCAAUGUCACCAUUGCAUCCAGAAAGGUUGACAGGCUGGAGAAAGCUGCUAAAGAUAUGAACAGUAGGUUAGCCAAGCAUUUAAAUGCUCCUCUGCCCAAGCUGAAUACAUUUAAAUGCAACAUUCGUUCAGAAGAAGAGGUGAAGCAACUUAUCAGAAACACAGUGGAAGUGCAUGGGCGUCUUGACUUUUUGGUGAACAAUGCUGGUGGUCAGUUCUUGAGUCCUGCAGCCAACAUCACACUCAAAGGAUGGUCCGCUGUCAUUGAUACAAAUCUCACUGGUACCUUUCUUUGUUGUAGGGAAGCAUACACUCAGUACAUGAAAGAAAAUGGUGGAACCAUCAUCAACAUUAUUGCUGAUAUGUUCAAAGGCUUUCCUUUAAUGAGUCAUACUGGUGCAGCCAGAGCAGGUGUGGACAACCUGACAAAGUCCUUGGCUAUUGAGUGGGCAGACAGUGGUGUGCGUGUAAAUGCUGUAGCCCCAGGCAGUUCCAUAUAUUCAGACACAGCAGCAGCCAACUAUGGAAGUGAUGAUAUAUUUAGCUUCAUAAAAUCCAGAGUUCCUGCUAAAAGAUAUGGUACAGUGGAAGAGAUCUCAGCAGCUGUGUGCUUCUUGCUGUCACCUGCAGCAGCCUUUAUCUCUGGGGAAACAGUGUUUGUGGAUGGUGGAGGGAAAUUGUACCAAAAUAUGUUAGAUAUUCCAGACCAUCAAAGAAGCAAAGCUUAUACAUGGGAGAAUGAUGUCAAGGAACAAGAGUCCUCGGGAAACUGUGGGCCACAGUCUAAACUGUAAAUGCUUUGUUUCUGCCAUAAAUACAUAGAAGUUUUGAUUCUUCAAUUUCCACUUAAAGUCAACGAAUACAAAAGUGUUUUUAAAAGUAACUGAAACACAAAAGUGGACUUUUUAAAAAAAAAUCCCUACUGUUGCCAAAACAAUACAACUAAAAUAAGUGAUUCAAAAUAAUCCUCUUGAUGCCAAUGAGCAGAUUGAAUGAAAUGUACACUUUGUUUAGCUAUUCAUCUGUUGUUUGUUUUACAUUAUUUGCAUUUGAACUCACUUAAGAUUAAGUUCGUUACCCAUCUGUAAUAAAUACAAGUAUUAUCCUGUUGUGUUGCACAAUGAAAGUCAAGGGUGGAUAUUUAGGCUGUUUCUUUUUUAUGAAGUUGCAAAAUGAGACACACUAAAAGAUAUUGUUAAAAAUAUUUAUUGCUUGCUUGUGAUGUCAGUGCAGUUUUAUGCAAAAUCUAUGAUCUUUAACCAAAAUGUUUUUUGAAUGGUGUUGAUGAAAUCAUUAGCUGAGAAGAACACAAUAUGCCUAAUGUUUCAUUGAGUCAGGAUUAUUAUCUGGAAUGAUGCAUCUUUUCAGAACAACAACUUCACAGUGAUUCUGUCCUGACCAUGAGUAUGCAUAAUGUGUGUCUGUAAUUUACUUCAUGUGAUGAGUAGGUGUGUGUUGUAGAAGUGAGCCUGUCUGUUACAUGCAAAUAUGGGUGUAUGGUACUUAAUGAUUCGGUCUAUAUAUAAAUUAUAAUAAAGUGCUCUGAGCAAAUCUU
This is a messenger RNA of Pomacea canaliculata, 1703 nucleotides long. RefSeq names its product peroxisomal trans-2-enoyl-CoA reductase-like. Gene Ontology annotation, biological process: phytol metabolic process. Gene Ontology annotation, cellular component: peroxisome. Gene Ontology annotation, molecular function: trans-2-enoyl-CoA reductase (NADPH) activity. The record is from RefSeq and is a predicted model, not a curated record. Lineage: Eukaryota; Metazoa; Mollusca; Gastropoda; Architaenioglossa; Ampullariidae.